Messenger RNA from Alternaria arbusti, 258 nucleotides. RefSeq lists its product as uncharacterized. Bases 1 to 258 code for a protein of 85 amino acids. NCBI's taxonomy places the organism in Eukaryota, Fungi, Ascomycota, Dothideomycetes, Pleosporales, Pleosporaceae. The transcript has 2 exons. The record is from RefSeq and is a predicted model, not a curated record.
AUGGCCCAAGGUGCAAUCAAGAAGACCAAGGCCGCUCCUCCGAAGAAAUCCUCGGUCGCGCGCAAACAAACCGGCGCCCGCGUCAUCAAGCCCAAGAAAGCGUCCAUCAUCACACAAAACAAGAUCAAGCACAAGAGCAGUUCAGGGCUCGUGGGCAAUACAGAGAAGAUGCUUGCGCAGAAGGCGGGGCAUCUCGAGAUCCUCAAGGGGGGAAAGAGGGAUAAGAGGGAGCCCGGUGACAAGAAGAAGAGUGGUUGA